Hemicordylus capensis (graceful crag lizard) is the source of this 1824-nucleotide messenger RNA. Its product is annotated as claudin-34-like. Gene Ontology annotation, cellular component: bicellular tight junction; plasma membrane. Gene Ontology annotation, biological process: cell adhesion; bicellular tight junction assembly. Lineage: Eukaryota; Metazoa; Chordata; Lepidosauria; Squamata; Cordylidae. The transcript has 2 exons. The coding region runs from base 585 to 1556 and encodes 323 amino acids. The record is from RefSeq and is a predicted model, not a curated record. Gene Ontology annotation, molecular function: structural molecule activity.
CUUGAGUCCCUGGUCAGGAUUGAACUUGUAACCUUCUGGUUACAGGGCGGCAGUUUUACCACUGCGCCACCAGGGGCUCUUAAGUCAGGCAGUCAGGCCUUCAUGUACUUUCAUUUGGUUGUGAUUACAAAUCACACACACACCCCUAAUUUGCAACAACAAAAAUGUCUCAAGGCAUCUUAGAUAGCAAAAGGAAAAUGAAAACAAUUCCUAUCCCAGAAGGCUGCCUUCUCUAAAAAGAAGCCCAAGGGAGACAUUAACAAGAUCCUCUGGGAAGGUUGCGAUGCUAAACUGAAUAGGCACACUUGCUCUCCACUCAUGAAAAAUAGGACCGUCUCCCCUUUAAAAAAUGUGCCCCUUUUACAGAUAGCAGUUAGCAGGGCAGUUGGCAACAUUCUUACCUAUUACCAGCUCAGAACUCUACAGAGGGGUUGCCGUGGCGCCCAGCUCAAACGCUCACAGGUCUUCCUUCAGGCGAGGAAGGCAGCUUGAAGACCUGGAUCUUUGCACGCUACGGUCUUGAGCCAUACAUACUGGUACAUGCUACAGUACUUGGCAGAUACAUUAAAUCUGCAGUUUCCAAGAUGGGCGACGUCGUAAUCAAUACCGUAGUAUCAACUGGUGCAGAAUUAAAAAUUAAGAAAUGCCUGGCUGAGGUCAGCUUCUUUCAACUUUGUGCCUUUUUCCUGAGCCUUAGUGGAUGGCUUAUGUGUAUGACAUCCGCAAUCCUUGUCCAGUGGAGAGUGUGGCACGUUAGUAACCACUAUGGUGGAACCAGCAUUGCUUGGAUUGGGAUUUGGGAGACCUGCCGUGUCGAUGAAGAUCCGUCUAUUGUUGAUGAGCAAAAUCUCAUGAACUGUACAGAACUCAGCAACCUACACACCUUCCUCCCCAGUGAGAUUAUAGCUGCCCAGAAUCUCAUGGUACUCGCUACCAUUGCGGGGGCAGUGCAAACAGGCUUUCUCUCUGUGGCCUUCUUAAAUAUAUAUAAGAAGCAAAAACAGAGAAAACAUGUUUCCAACCUUUUUUUGAUUGCAGGCCUUCUAAAUUUAUCAUCAGGAAUAGGUGUCUUCAUUCCAAUUGUUUGGAAUAUGGUUUCUGUCUUGUCAGAAGCACCAAUUUUCUUCCCUGAAGAUUUCCAUUUACCACAUCAACCAGAAUACCAAUAUGUUGGAGCUGCGCUUCCGAUUGGGCUGAUUUCUGCUAUUUUCCAGAUCUUGAGCGGAUGUUUUAUUCUGUGCAAUAACCAUUUGGCAGUCAAGAAAAUGUCAGCACUGGCAACAGAGGCAUCUGCAAGGGCAAGUGAAACCACUCUUUGUCAAAAGUGUUCAUUGUCCUUAGUGCCUAAAACCCCAAAGCCAGAGGAAUCUGCUUCUGUGACCAUCGAGAGCCCAUUGGACGUGCAACACAUUGAAAACCCAUCUGUGAUUCUCCAGAUGGAUAACUUCUCUGAAGACAUGACCAAUCCCAGGGAGCCUGUUCCAUCACUGCCCGAAAGUCACAUUGUAUUGGUGACUCCAUACACUGAACCAACAGUUGGUGAUGAAUCUAAAUAAUCAGAUUCUAAACACACCAGGACAUGAGCUGUAUACAUUUGAAAGUUAUAGAAACCUUUGAAAGGGACAGUGGGUCUGUUUAUGUUGCAGGAAUAUUUGUUUGUUUGUUUGUUUGUUUGUUUAUUGCUGUAGGGGUUGUUUUUAUACUUUGGGGAUAACUUUUGUGCUGUUAACAAUAAUGGCUGUUUUCAUGGUAUAGGCUACUAUUAUCUUUGAUAGUUUUAUGUUUCUCACCUUUUAUUAAAAAUAUCCAGCUAUUUUAAUCACA